This is a messenger RNA of Hipposideros armiger (great roundleaf bat), 2811 nucleotides long. RefSeq names its product MAF bZIP transcription factor G (gene MAFG). Gene Ontology annotation, cellular component: nucleus. Gene Ontology annotation, biological process: regulation of epidermal cell differentiation; regulation of transcription by RNA polymerase II. The transcript is spliced from 3 exons. The coding region runs from base 1262 to 2062 and encodes 266 amino acids. NCBI's taxonomy places the organism in Eukaryota, Metazoa, Chordata, Mammalia, Chiroptera, Hipposideridae. Gene Ontology annotation, molecular function: DNA-binding transcription factor activity, RNA polymerase II-specific; RNA polymerase II cis-regulatory region sequence-specific DNA binding. The record is from RefSeq and is a predicted model, not a curated record.
GGGUUGAGGCCGUGGAUGGUAGUAGCUUGGAGGGUGCCUAGCCUUAGAGCACAGCAGGUGGGCUGGGGUGGGUGAGUGCAGUUCCCACUCACCCCAAGUUGUCUCGCUGGAGGUUGGGGCUCAAUGUUAUGCAGGUUAGCAGAGAACGUGGCCCCGAUGGGUUUUGGGCCAGGUGAUGGGGACUAUGGGGAAAUCACCACUUGGUGGUAUGGCCUGGGCCACCUCUCCUGGGUAUAUGGGUGAUUCCUGGCUCAAGGGGUUGGGCAGCGUUUCAUCUAGACCAGAGCUGACCCUUCUUGCCUAGGGUUCACGGCUAGGUUAGGCUGGCAUUGUGGUUUGUCCUCAGAGAUUCACACACACACACACCUGGGCUUAGUGAUGCCAGAUGUUUUAACGCUUCAGCUGCUCCUUUGGCUGGAAUUUUAUGCCCUAGGAAAGUGCAGAUUCCUGGAGCGGUGUGUCAUUAAGUCUUCUCAGUACAUUACACUUCAGUGGAAAUUAAGUUUUAGAUUUUUUUUUUCAGAGUGGCUUUUAGUGGCUGGGGGCUUCUGGAGGAGGUGGUCUGAUGGGCAGGGCGGGAGUGAGGCCCGGCUAGGUUGGGGUGCCAGAGUGCCCAAGACCAUGCCUGCCUGGGAGGUUUGGCCGCUGGGGUUUGCAGGCCAGGACAAAGAGCAGAGGCUGGCUGUCUUGCCUUUGCCUCGUGUUCAUGCCCUGGAGUUCGGACCCAGGGGAAGGGGCUGGAGCUGCCCAGACCUCUUGCGCCUUCCUGAUGGGCUCCCGGCCUGAGUGGGUGGUCCAAGGUACCUUGGUGGAUUUGGGCCUUCUCCACAAGGUGGACUCAGCCUGUGGGGGAGCUGAGGAGGGAGCAUGACUGAGCCCUAGCUCUAGUCCAGCCUUCAGGGUGGGGAGGAGGGCUGUGGGGGGGCAGCUUCUCCUCGAUUUGGCCUCUAGAAUCCCCUCCGCCUGGCUUCUAGGGGUGCCCUGAGCCAUCAUCCCCAUGCCAUCCCAUCUCCAAAGGCUGUCUCUGCCCCAUCAGUGUGUGUAUCUGCUGGGUGAGGCCAGGCCAGGAGGCUGGAGCGCUGGCUUUCCUGACACUGCCCCUCCCCCUUGUGCUCACACACACCUUUGAUUAGGAGGCAAUUGGCUGCACUGUGCUGAGUUCAGGCCUUCUGCGGAGGGUGAAAUCUGUUGAGGAAGCACUUUUCUGUGUGAUCUCUUCAGGAAGUCACCGCUGUGCUCAGCAGUCAGGGGUGGAGGGAGCAUGGGGGUGGGAAAGCUGGUGCUGAGGCCUUUCCUUUGGGCCAACAGUGGUAGGACCCAGAGUCGUGCCCCUGCACCCCAGCUUGUGCUCUGCCAUGAGGGCCUGGCCCAGGCUGGGCAUGGGGCUCUGAGGACCUUCUCACCUCCAGCUGUGGUCUGCUUAGCCUCUGCUCUGGAAGAACUGGGUGCUGGAGCUUCAGGCCUGCCUGAGACCCUGGGUGGCCUGAUUGUGGGGAGACGCCUGUGGCCUCCUUGCCUGCAGCCUCGCCUCCUGGUGCAAGGCUGGAGUGCCUGCUUGCUGUGCCCCCGGGUUAUGACGACCCCCAAUAAAGGAAACAAGGCCUUGAAGGUGAAGCGGGAGCCGGGCGAGAAUGGCACCAGCCUGACCGAUGAGGAGCUGGUGACCAUGUCGGUGCGGGAGCUGAACCAGCACCUGCGGGGCCUGUCCAAGGAGGAGAUCAUCCAGCUGAAGCAGCGCCGGCGCACACUCAAGAACCGCGGCUACGCCGCCAGCUGCCGUGUGAAGCGCGUGACGCAGAAGGAGGAGCUGGAGAAGCAGAAGGCGGAGCUGCAGCAGGAGGUGGAGAAGCUGGCGUCCGAGAACGCCAGCAUGAAGCUGGAGCUGGACGCGCUGCGCUCCAAGUACGAGGCCCUGCAGAAUUUCGCCAGGACCGUGGCCCGCAGCCCCGUGGCGCCAGCUCGGGGCCCCCUUACUGCCGGCCUGGGGCCCCUCGUCCCCGGCAAGGUGGCCGCCACCAGCGUCAUCACGAUAGUCAAGUCCAAGACGGACGCCCGGUCGUAGGGACGUAUGCUUGCCCAGGCGGGUCUUCGAGGGGCCACUAGGCGCAUGGCGAAUUCGGCAGCCCUGUCCCCCUCUUCCUCCUCUCCCCUCCCCUCUUCCUUUCCUACCUCCUUCCUUCCCUGCAAAGCACAACCUGCACCCCAGGGGCGCUGGGCUGAGCCCCUUGAUCUCGUCGUUGUCAUCAUGUGUUUUGUAUGUUGGGAUUGGUCAGUUCGGUGGUGACGUGGGGCCGCCCCAGCCCCCUUUAUACCAAGGCCAUGUAGGCUUGGAGUCCAGAGUGGCCCUGUGUGAAUGGACAGAAAGAUCGAGCAAACACUAGGGGCUCGGGGAUCCCUGAGCAGGGAGCGUGCUAGGCCAAGUGGCCCAUAGGCCCUGGCGGCUGCCCGGCUGGCAGGGGCCUGGGUAGUUCACAGAUCGGCCAGUGGCAUAGAUGGGCUCUGCUCUGAAGAGGAUGUCCUCGAGGACCCUGGACAGGCAGGCCACCAGCCUAGGUGCUGGGGGGACGGGGCGUCGUGCGGCUGUGGGCCCAGGGCCUCAGCACGCUCGCCUGACGCAUUGCACUGAACAAGACCAAACCACUGGUUGUGAGCGUACGUGAAGGGUGUGUCCAGUGUCCUACGAUGGGUCCCGUGUCACUGUUUACAUGACCUACUUGUGUGGUUACAUAGCCCUUUAUUUAAAAGAGAGAAGUUCCUUUUACGAAGUUAUUAAAUUAUAUGUUUAAAAGCUAAAGAAAAAAAAAAAGAACU